GUGGGGAAAGUUGCGCGUGAAUCAGAAUGUGAUGAACACGGAGGGAGGAUCAUUUAAUUAUAUCAAACUCCUCAAAUCAUCAGAUCAAACAUAUCAUCACAAGCCCCGGUGCUGCAGAGCGGGUCGAAUGAUGCUCAGCCGAAAGCGCGCCUGAAUUCACCAACCUCAUGAUGAUGGACGCAAAGGCGAAGAACUAUUAACGGAGAAGAUGGACGCGUCUCUCCAGAGGAGUUUGAGUGUAUUGGAUCGUCUUCUCCUCACACACUCCAUAUGGUUGCAGCUGUCAAUCAACCCUGACUCCGCCCACCAAAUCCUGCAACGAGAGAUAGUCGGGACAUUUCUGGUGUGUAAGUGUAACGCGUCCCACAGGAAGGUUUUGUGUGUGCGGCUGGAGGAGGGAGGAGUGUCACAGUAUCCCAUCCGUGAGGAAGACUCCACAUUUUCUCUAGAAAGUUCUGCCCUGAGCUUCCCUGAUCUCUGCAGACUAGUGGCAUUUUACACCGUCAGCAGAGAUGUAUUGCCUUUCCCACUUGAGCUCCCAGAUGCAAUUAUACAGGCCACAACACACACCCAGCUGGAAAACAUUUCGCAUUUGGGUUUAGAGUUCUGGAGCUCUCAGAUGUCUCCUGGCCUUCCAAAUGGCCCCCCUCCGCCUUCAGCGCCCCACAGGACAUUCAGAUUGAUCAGCCCAUGUUUCGUCAACCCCCUGUUCCUUCAGCCUCCCCAGCCCAGCAGAACCGCCUCGCACAAACGCCAUCGCUUUAAACGCAGCCUCAGGGUCCGUGUGUCCAAUGAAACCUCUCUCAGCCUGUCGGGUGGAGAAUCGGACCUAACCCAGGGGGAGACACAUGGACAGAAUUCCAACCAGGGCGGCCCAAGACGAACAGGAGGGUUGAGCGUGCUCAGGAGGACCCCGGCACUUACUCCCACUUCAGUAGAGGAGGAUGAACAGAAGUUGGGAAAGAUACCGCCUAGUAAUUCCUUACCCCGACAAGACCACACUGAGCUCAACAAAGAUACUGAAGAUGGUGAAGUGUGUCUUGCUUUGGAAAGGACUCGAGCUCCUUCCCUUGCUGAACUGGACAGCAAUAGUUCCUUCAGCAGUCUGGAGGAGGAGGAAGCCCAGGCGGACCUCGCCAAUUACCAAUGGCCGCCUGCCGCACGUGGUACCCGUUUCCCCUCAGCGAACCCAACCUCGACUCUGCGCCGCAUGACCGCUGCCUUUGUAUGCGUGUUUGCACCGGAGCGCCGAGUUGCCCGAUUGGUGGACGAACUCUCCCAUGACAAGCGCUCCACAUUUGGGUCACUGGUGCAGGACUUUUUAGAGAAGCUAAGGCAGGAGAUAGAGGCCUCAAAGCAUAAUUCUGCUGUGGAGCUGCUUCAGGGGGUGAGGAGAUUUCUGUCCCAAGCCAAAAGCCUCCUUCUGGAAGCAGGAGAAAUAGAACCUCCAAUUGAGAUGCUGGUGCCUGAGAACGAGAAAGACCUUGCCCUGGAAAAGGCUCUGUUCGGCUGCGUGUUGAAGCCGUUGAAGAUUCAGCUGCAGCAGACGCUCAUUUCCCUCCACACUCAGGACGGCUCCCUACAGAAGAUCACCGACAGCUUGCUGGCCUACCAGGAGGGGGCGCUGGAGCGCCUGGCUGUACGAGUGGGCGUCCUGGACGUCCGUGGCAUGGACAGAGCGAAGGCGAAGCUCAUGCUAAUGCAGCGCAGCCAUUCGCCCAUUGACAAGGUGUUGCUUCUGCUGCAGGUGUGCAAGAGUGUGUACAAAGCCAUGGGGACGCAACCUGAUCAGGACGUGGGGUCUGAGGACUUCCUACCAGCGCUGUCCUAUGUGCUAGUUCAAUGUAACAUCCCACAACUGCUGCUGGAGACGGAGUACAUGAUGGAGCUGCUUGAGCCAUCAUGGCUGACAGGAGAGGGUGGAUACUAUUUGACGAGUGUGUAUGCCAGCCUAUGUCUGAUCCAGAGCAAGCCUGGGGCCACGCCCAGCUGCAGUCUGACCAAUGAGGCUCAAGAGUACUUGCGUGAGUGGAGUAGGAGGCGGGGCCAAGAAGCCAAGAUCCAGAAAGACAGUCAGCUGAAACAGAGGUUUGUGCGAGUGCUAUUCCAGGACGACAGUCGUAGUGCAGUUCGAACACUCCUCUGGAAGGCAGGAGAAAACGUCGAGGCUUUAGCCCAGACCUGCGCCGGUCUGUUCGGCGUGACGGAGCCGCAGCACUACUGUCUGUUCUGGAGGAGUGAAGGGGAAAUGCGUCCUCUACCGGCCCACGUUCAGCCCCAUCAGCUGGGCACGCACGAGGGAGCGUCGCUGUCGUACCUCCGCUCCGAUCACGACUUCAGCAAGAUGCGCAGACUGACCAGAGGAGGCGCCGUAGAUCUGGGCGAGUCGGUGUGCGAGGAGUGAAGAGACACAGGUGCACAAUGUGACUUUUACAUUUAUAUUUGUUGGUGGAAAGAGGAUUAUGGAUGUCACAAAGUAUUUGAAUGCUGUAUACGUGUUCAGUUCUAUGGAUGAUGGUGAUUAUUUUCAUGUGUUCGGGUGUGUUGCGUGCAAUCGGAGAGCACAAUAGCAUUUCAAAUGAAUCGAAGCAAGAUACUUGGUAAUAAUGCAAAAAGCAAUAUCUGCCAAACAGGAGAUCUGGAAAUGCUGUUCAGCAUUCUGAGAUUCAGCGGUCACUUAUUGAUUGGCUUGCAGAGGUGUAUAUUGCAAAGUAAUACCAAAGUGUUGAAUAUAAACAAAAAAAAAUCUAAAUACAAAUGAGUUAUGUUUAAACAAUAUAUCAUAUAUGUACACAUCUGACAUGCUCUGAGUAAUGGCACUGUGCCUGCACUGGACGCAUGUAGCAUGUUGCAUUAAAUCACUCCUAUUUGAAUCACUGGAGCUGUUUACACUGGAUGUGUCUGACGUGAUGCACUUUCAGUUCACGCUUUCUGUUUUUGACACAUUACAAAGCUGCCGCAGCCAU
This is a messenger RNA of Sinocyclocheilus anshuiensis, 2966 nucleotides long. RefSeq names its product ras and Rab interactor 2-like. Lineage: Eukaryota; Metazoa; Chordata; Actinopteri; Cypriniformes; Cyprinidae. The coding region runs from base 209 to 2404 and encodes 731 amino acids. Gene Ontology annotation, molecular function: small GTPase binding; guanyl-nucleotide exchange factor activity. Gene Ontology annotation, cellular component: cytosol; endocytic vesicle. The transcript has 11 exons. The record is from RefSeq and is a predicted model, not a curated record. Gene Ontology annotation, biological process: vesicle-mediated transport; signal transduction.